AUGAUAGAGAAUGAGCUUUCUGUCAGGGCCAUGUAUAGUCCCAUCACCGAUGCUGAGCUUGACUAUUUGGUUUCUGACAUUAAGCGUGAUUUACCAAAUGCAGGCUACAGAAUGGUAAAAGGCCGACUGGAUUCUCUGGGACACAGAGUUCCAUGGAGAAGAGUUGCUGCCUGCAUGCACAGAGUUGAUUCCAUAGGUAUCAUCUCAAGACUGUCCAGUCUUGGCUGUGUCAUACGCAGAGUUUACUCUGUACCAGGGCCCUUGUCCCUGGUACAUGUGGACACAAAUCACAUGUUGAUCAGAUACAAUAUUGUCAUAUUUGGAGGAAUCGAUGGUUUUUCGAGAAAGAUACUGUACUUAAAUGCAGCGACCAACAACUGUGCUUCAACAGCAUUUCACUUCUUUCUGGAGGCCACUCAACAACAUGGUUUACCCUCAAGGGUACGAGCUGACCAGGGAGUAGAGAACGUGGACAUCGCCCGGUUUAUGUUCACAGUCCGUGGCAACAAUCGUGGAAGUUUCAUCUCGGGAAAGAGUGUCCACAAUCAAAGGAUAGAGCGGUUAUGGCGAGAUUUGUGGAUCUCUGUAUCGUUCAAGUAUUCCAACCUUCUGUAUUCGCUUGAAGAAAAUUACAUACUGGACAUCUCGUCCAUAGACGACAUAUUCUGUGUCCACUACGCAUUUCUUCCAAGACUCAAAAAAGACUUGGAGAUCUUCACUGAAGGCUGGAACCACCAUCCAAUGCGCACUGAGGGAAACCGAAGUCCGAUGCAGAUGUGGGAAUGUGGACAGAUGUUGAACAACAGUGAUGCUCAUUCUGAGAACAUUGCAGAUCUUCAAGAGCCGGACAUUGAUUGGGAGACUGCGGCUGAUUAUAAUGGCAACGACUUGGAACCUGAAACUGACAUUGUGGUGCCUGAAUAUGAUUGCCCUCUAACUGAGGAGGAGCUGAAUGAACUCCAAACUCUCAUUGAUCCGAAUGACCCAAACUUGACAAAUGAACAACUAUACAUUGUCUGCCAUGAACAUGUGAAACGACUGCGCAUACAAUGAGUUUGGAGUUCAUUCAUCCCCACUGAGCAAAGACUGAUCCAAAACACAUCUCCAAGGCAUCACCUCUCUACUU
This is a messenger RNA of Entelurus aequoreus (snake pipefish), 1126 nucleotides long. RefSeq lists its product as uncharacterized. Lineage: Eukaryota; Metazoa; Chordata; Actinopteri; Syngnathiformes; Syngnathidae. Gene Ontology annotation, biological process: DNA integration. Gene Ontology annotation, molecular function: nucleic acid binding. The record is from RefSeq and is a predicted model, not a curated record. The transcript is spliced from 6 exons. The coding region runs from base 1 to 1053 and encodes 350 amino acids.